AUGUCUUCAUCAACAACAUCAAGACAACAACAACAUCAACAACCACAACAACAACAUCGGUUGUCAAUGUUUGAUAGAGAUGAUGAUGGUGGAUCAGGAGGAGGACUCAACAGUGCUGCAGAUCUAUUGGUAUUCAACUCGAAUCAGAAGCUAUCAAUCACACAACAGAGGAUUGCUCUGCCGAUAUUUCAAGUGCGUAGACAGAUAUUAUACUUGUUGGAGACUCAUCAGACAUUGGUAAUAGUUGGCAACACUGGCUGUGGCAAGACAACACAGAUACCUCAAUAUCUCGUGGAGGCGGGCUGGGCCGAGGGCGGACGUUCAAUCGUUUGCACUCAGCCUCGUCGUGUUGCUGCCAUGUCCGUCGCCAAUCGUGUCGCUGAAGAGACUGGAACAAACAUUGGUGAGAUAGUCGGCUAUGCAGUGCGAUUCGAAGACACAAUCACCGAGUCCACCAAGAUCAAGUACAUGACCGAUGGCAUGUUGAUUCGCGAGAUGAUGAUGGACCCUUUACUCUCUCGCUACCCUGUCAUUAUGAUUGAUGAGGCACACGAGCGCAGUCUGCCCACCGACAUACUCAUGGGUCUACUCAAGAAAGUACAAGCUAGAAGGAAGGACUUGAAGAUCAUUGUGUCAUCGGCAACAUUGGACGCAGAGGAUAUGUGUCAGUUCUUCAAUAGUAAUAGGACGGGCGAUAAGUCAAAGGACACUGCUGUCAUUCUUUCGAUUGAGGGCAGGAACUACCCAGUGGACAUACAUUAUCUCUUGAAGUCAUCUGUCAACUAUAUCGAUACAACUACCACCACAAUUGUCGACAUACAUACUACACAACCACCUGGCGACGUGUUGGUGUUCCUCACUGGACAGGAGGAGAUUGAGACGAUACGUCGAGCACUGGAGGAUCGUCUGAGCGAUGCAAAUGGCAAGUCAAGACGAUUAUCACCAUACAAGAUCAUUCCAUUGUACUCUGGUCUGCCAAUGACCAAGCAGAUGAAGGUGUUUGAGAAGCCAGACAUCAAGGUACGCAAGAUCAUCCUGGCAACGAACAUUGCAGAGACAUCGAUCACAAUUGAUGGCAUUGUAUAUGUUGUCGACACUGGAUUCGUCAAGAUCAAGACAUACAGUGGGCGAUCGGGUCUUGAGAGUCUGGUCGUGGUGCCCACCUCUCAAGCCUCUGCCAAUCAACGCGCUGGACGAGCCGGUCGUAAUAGACCGGGAAAGUGCUACAGACUCUACACACAAGAGGCAUUCAGCAAGCUGUCUGUACACACAUUGCCCGAGAUACAGAGAUCCAAUCUUGCACCAGUGGUCUUGCAACUCAAGGCUCUUGGCAUUGACAACAUUCUCAACUUUGACUUUGUAUCACCUCCACCACCAGACGCAAUGAUCAGGGCACUGGAGGUCCUCUAUGCUCUGGGAGCACUGAAUGACGAUUGUAAACUGACGACACCAGUUGGACACAUCAUGGCAGAGUUCCCUGUGGAGCCACAAUUCUCUAGAAUGAUCUUAUCAUCAGUGAACUAUGGUUGCAGCGAAGAGAUCAUUACAAUUGUCGCAAUGCUCAGUAUUCAAGGAUUGUUUGUCAAUCAAUCCCAAUCCAUUCGAAGAUCAUUCACUGUCAAAGAAGGUGAUCAUCUUACGCUCCUAAACUUGUUCAAUAUAUUCUCGAGGAAGUCAAAGUCGGAUUCAUCAUGGUGUCAUGAGAACCAGAUCAAUUAUAAAGUGAUGCUGCGGUGUGUCCAGGUUAGGAAACAGUUGUUGGCAUAUGCCAAGAAGUAUCAGAUCAAAUUGAUAUCAAUCACAGACAACAAUGACAAGAACAUUCCAGACAAGACAGUACCAAUACGCAAGGCAAUAGUCAGUGGAUUCUUUACCAAUGCAGCCCAUCUACAACCGGAUGGUUCGUACCAGACUGUUAAAGAUAAACAUAAACUAUGGAUACAUCCAACAUCAGUGCUGAGUACAGUCAACUCACCAGAGUGGGUACUAUUCCAUGAUGUAACUGUAACAACCAAAGAGUUUAUGAAAGAGCUAUGUGUAAUUGAACCUAGCUGGCUUUAUGAGAUUGCUCCACACUUCUAUAAAUUCAAGUCAUAG
Acytostelium subglobosum LB1 is the source of this 2097-nucleotide messenger RNA. RefSeq lists its product as hypothetical. Gene Ontology annotation, cellular component: intracellular anatomical structure. Bases 1 to 2097 code for a protein of 698 amino acids. The transcript is spliced from 5 exons. Gene Ontology annotation, molecular function: ATP binding; RNA binding. The record is from RefSeq and is a predicted model, not a curated record. NCBI's taxonomy places the organism in Eukaryota, Evosea, Eumycetozoa, Acytosteliales, Acytosteliaceae.